AUGAGGGCUCGAGUAAUACUGGCUUUCGCUGUAGGCGUACAAGGCCAGCAGUUAUACAUUACCACGACUGGAUACUCUGCUCGACCUGAGUGCACUGCUGCGCCGGCCACCCCAAGCUACCGGUUUGAGCCGUUUCAAUACACACUAAAUGAAACCAUUCGCUGGCUGCCCGGAGAGACCGUCAUUUCCGCCACUGACACCGAGGACAAAUAUGGCCAGGCUGCUUGGUCGUCGCAGUGGCAGGCGGCCAGCCUGAUCAACUAUACCACCGUCGGAUUGUACACGACAACCGUGAGCCCUACCCCAAUUCCAUCCAGUGAACUAGUCCUCCCUCCCCGUGACUACUUCGGUCCUACCGACUGCUACGAUUUCCCGGAGGAUUUCAUGUUCGGCGUCGCCGGGUCUGCCGCUCAGAUCGAAGGCGCCAUUGCGCUGGAAGGCAGGGCGCCAACGAACCAGGAGAAGCUCGUCCAGGAUGACCGGCCUAAAAACUAUGUGACAAACGAAAAUUACUACCUGUACAAGCAGGACAUCCAGCGCCUGGCGGCCAUGGGUGUCAAGUACUACAGCUUCUCCAUCCCGUGGACUCGUAUCCUCCCGUUCGCUGUGCCCGGAAGUCCCGUCAACCAGCAGGCAAUCCAGCACUACGACGAUCUGAUCAACUACAUUCUCGAGGUAGGCAUGCUGCCAGUGGUGACCAUGAUCCACUUCGACUCGCCCCUCUACUUCCUGGAGGGGUCCAGCGUAUCGGCCACCCCGGAUGUUGGCGCGAGUAACGGGGGGUACUGGCAUCCCGAAUUCGUCAAAUCCUUCGUCAACUAUGGCAAGAUCCUCUUCACGCACUAUGCAGACCGAGUCCCGGUCUGGGUGACGUUUAACGAACCCCUUUUGUACUCCUUCAACUUCACCGGUAUCCAUAACGUCGUUCAGGCACACGCGGAACUGUACCACUACUACCACGAAGAGCUCGGCGGCACUGGCAAGGUUGGCUUCAAACUGAACAACAACUUUGGCGUCCCCAAGAACCCAGAAAACCAGACCGACAUCAAUGCCGCCAACCGCUUCAACGAGAUGCAGCUUGGGGCCUUCGGCAACCCUCUCUGUUUGGGCGAGCAAUACCCAGAGACACUUCUCAACACCCUCCCCGGCGCACAGAAGCUCACCGAAGCCCAGCUCGACUAUAUGGCCAACACAACUGACUUCUUUGGUAUUGACCCCUACACUGCAACAGUCGUCUCCGCUCCGCCUGGUGGCAUCGAAACCUGCGCAAAACAGAACAUGAGCACCAAUAGUCUCUACCCCUACUGCGUUACGCAGGAGACGACAAACAUCUAUGGCUGGGAUAUCGGCUAUCGUUCCCAAAGCUACGUGUACAUCACGCCGAAAUAUCUCCGCUCCUAUCUUUACUACCUCUGGAAUACUUUCCGGACUCCCGUCUUGAUCGGCGAAUUCGGGUUCCCAGUGUACGCAGAAUCCGAACGUGAACUACAAGAUCAAGUCUUUGACUCUCCACGGAGCCAAUACUACCUCUCUUACCUAUCUGAAACACUCAAAGCAAUCUGGGAAGACGGCGUGCACGUAGCAGGUGCCUUUGCGUGGAGCUUCGCCGAUAACUGGGAGUUUGGGGACUAUGCAUCCCAAUUUGGGAUCCAAGUUGUCAACCGCACUACCUUAGAGCGGGUCUACAAGAAGAGCUUUUUCGAUGUGGUGGAUUUCGUCGGGGCGCGGAACGGUUUAGGAUAUUGAUAUACUUAUACGGGUAGUUGCCUGACUGAGAGUCUCUUAAACGAGAUAGAACCUCUGUAACAUGGAGCCCCCUUGUGCCUCAAGGUUUUGCACAAUAUAUUUCGGCCUGUAUCAUUAGGCCUAAUUGAGGUGCUGCU
Messenger RNA from Aspergillus nidulans FGSC A4, 1883 nucleotides. Its product is annotated as protein bglR. Gene Ontology annotation, biological process: carbohydrate metabolic process. Gene Ontology annotation, molecular function: hydrolase activity, hydrolyzing O-glycosyl compounds. The record is from RefSeq and is a predicted model, not a curated record. Lineage: Eukaryota; Fungi; Ascomycota; Eurotiomycetes; Eurotiales; Aspergillaceae. Bases 1 to 1746 code for a protein of 581 amino acids. The transcript has 2 exons.